Metopolophium dirhodum (rose-grain aphid) is the source of this 1935-nucleotide messenger RNA. RefSeq lists its product as uncharacterized. The record is from RefSeq and is a predicted model, not a curated record. Lineage: Eukaryota; Metazoa; Arthropoda; Insecta; Hemiptera; Aphididae. The transcript is spliced from 2 exons. The coding region runs from base 1 to 1935 and encodes 644 amino acids.
AUGAUUAGACAAACGGAAAUCAACCAUUUACUGUACUUUAGAUCACUUUUUAAUCAAUAUUUAGUUGAUAUGUACGCUAAAAUUGAAACAGAGCGCUUACAUUUUAUUAAAAACAAUCAAAUGCAACUCAGAGCUGAUAAUUACAUACAUCUCAGAGAUGCUAUUGGGAGACAAGAAACUGAUCUUACCCAUCUUGGUCAGAUGGUAGUUCUUCCGUCAUCUUUUACUGGCUCACCACGGUAUAUGGAUGAAAAAACUCAGAACGCCAUGACAUACGUUCGUCAUUACGGUCGUCCUGAUUUAUUCAUAACUUUUACAUGUAAUCCUCGAUGGAAAGAAGUUUCAAAUGCAUUACUUUCUGAACAAAAGUCCUACGAUCGUCAUGAUAUUAUAGCUAGGAUAUUUCAUUUAAAAGUUAAGACGUUAAUGAAAUUGUUAACAAAAGGGAAUUUGUUUGGGGAAGUGCAAUAUUUUAUGUAUUCGGCCGAAUGGCAAAAACGUGGUUUACCACACAUACAUAUUUUGUUAUGGCUAAAACAGCGCAUUUCUCCAGAUAAAUUAGAUUGUAUCAUUAGUGCGGAAAUACCUGAUCCUGAAAAAGAUUCUCUCCUUUACGAUAUUAUCAAAGCCAAUAUGAUCCGUGGGCCUUGCGGUAAUUCAAACAAUAGAUCACCCUGUAUGGAGUCAGGUAGCUGUAGUAAGAAGUAUCCUAGACCUUUCAUUCAAGAAACACAGACAGGAGACGACGGGUAUCCAAAGUAUAGGCUAAGAGCUCCAGAAAAUGGUGGUUUUACUGUUGAAAUAAAUGGUAAUACACUUGAUAAUCGUUGGAUAGUACCGUAUAACACAGUGCUUUCACGAAGUGAUCAAGCAGCAUUUGGUUUUGAAAAUGAUAAUGAUGAAGUCAAGCUUUAUGAAAGUGGUCGAUAUAUCAGCAGCUCUGAGGCUGUAUGGAGAAUUCUGGCUUUUCCUAUCCACGAGGGAUUUCCAACAGUCUUCCAUCUUUCCGUGCAUUUAGAAAAUGGCCAGCGUGUUUAUUUCAACCCUAAUGACUCCAGUCGUUUAACAGACAUGAUUAACAAUCCACCAAAAACUACUCUUUUAGCAUUUUUCGACUUAUGUAAAACAGAUGAUUUUGCAAAAACACUUCUUUAUGUUGAUGUUCCCUCUUACUAUGUAUGGAAAAAUAAUAGAUUCGAGAGAAGAAAACGUGGAAUUAACGUAAAUGGUUGGCCGGGAAUAAAACGAGAUCAAGCUCUGGGUAGAGUAUAUACCAUUCACCCUAAUAAUACCGAGUGUUACUAUCUUCGCCUUUUACUUCAUGAAGUCCAAGGUCCUACAUCUUUUUUGAAAUUGAAAACUGUUAACGGCACAAUUCAACUUACUUAUCAGACAGCGUGUAAGGCUCUAGGCUUACUGGAAGACGAAAGGCACUGGGAUACAACUAUGGAAGAAGCUGUGCUUUGUGGUUCUCCAUUUAAAUUACGGGAACUUUUUGCAAUUAUGUUGAUAUUUUGUAAAUUGUCAGAUGCUUUAAGUCUUUGGGAAAAAUACAAGGACAGUCUUUCAGGAGAUAUACGACAUCGAGUGGAGUUGGAUAUACAACCCGAGAAUGUGAAUUCAAUUAUUAAUGAAGUAUACAAUAAAUGCUUAGUUACUCUUGAAGAUACUGUUCUAUCUCUGGGAGGUACAUCUUUGCAACAUUAUGGUUUACCUCAGCCAUCAAGAUGUAAAGCAGUCUUACAAAAUAAAGAUUACCUUCGAGAGAUCAAUUAUGAUUCGAAUAUUUUGGCACAGUAUAUACAUUUUAAUGAACAUUUACUAAAUAAUGAACAGUCCUAUGUAUAUAACAAAAUAUUAGAGGGCAUUGAAAAGAACACUGGCCAAACAUUUUUCUUAGACGCACCUGGAGGCACUGGUAAAAGCAGCCUGUAA